Molecule: messenger RNA, 1194 nt
Organism: Pseudozyma hubeiensis SY62
Lineage: Eukaryota; Fungi; Basidiomycota; Ustilaginomycetes; Ustilaginales; Ustilaginaceae
Exons: 1
Coding region: 1-1194 (397 amino acids)
Cellular component (GO): catalytic step 2 spliceosome; nucleolus
Molecular function (GO): mRNA binding; RNA helicase activity; ATP binding
Source: RefSeq, a predicted model, not a curated record
AUGUCCGGCGGAAUCAACUCUGGCGAUGCCAAGCUCGCCUUUGAUUCCUCCGAAACCCUCAAGAUCGCCCCCACCUUCGACGCCAUGAAUCUCAAAGAAGACCUCCUCCGCGGCAUCUACGCCUACAACUUCGAAAAGCCCUCCGCCAUCCAGCAACGCGCCAUCCUCCCCAUCAUCCGCGGUCGCGACGUCAUCGCCCAAGCCCAGUCCGGAACCGGCAAGACCGCCACCUUCAGCAUCUCCAUGCUUCAAUCCAUAGAUACCACGCUUCGCGAAACCCAAGCUUUGGUGCUCAGUCCGACACGAGAACUGGCGAUUCAGAUCCAGUCCGUCGUCCUCGCUCUUGGAGAUUAUCUGAAUGUUCAGUGUCAUGCCUGUAUCGGUGGGACGUCUGUGGGGGAAGACAUCAGGAAGUUGGACUACGGUCAGCACAUUGUCUCGGGAACCCCCGGUCGAGUGUACGACAUGAUCCGACGUCGUCACCUGCGCACCAAGAACAUCAAGAUGCUCAUCCUCGACGAAUCUGACGAACUCCUCAACAUGGGUUUCAAGGAUCAGAUCUACGACGUUUACCGCUACCUUCCGCCCUCAACCCAAGUCGUCCUUCUCUCCGCUACCCUGCCGCAGGACGUACUCGAGAUGACUUCCAAGUUCAUGACCGAUCCCGUUCGAAUUCUCGUGAAGCGAGACGAACUCACUCUGGAGGGAAUUAAACAGUUCUUCGUAGCCGUCGAAAAGGAAGAGUGGAAGUUCGACACACUCUGCGAUCUCUACGAUACCCUAACCAUCACCCAAGCCGUCAUCUUCUGCAAUACCCGUAAGAAGGUCGAUUGGCUAUCCUCCAAAAUGAAGGAGAACAACUUCCAGAUCUCCUCCAUGCACGGUGAGAUGCAGCAAAAGGAACGCGAUGCUGUCAUGGCCGAAUUUCGUCAAGGCAGCUCACGCGUCCUCAUCACCACAGACGUCUGGGCCAGAGGCAUCGAUAUUGCCAACAUCAGUCUCGUCAUCAACUACGAUCUGCCCACAAAUCGAGAGAAUUACAUCCACAGAAUCGGCAGGAGCGGUAGGUUUGGUAGGAAAGGUGUAGCGAUCAAUUUUGUCACCGUGGACGAUGUCAGGUUGUUGAGGGAUAUAGAGCAGUUUUACUCGACCCAGAUCGACGAAAUGCCCGUCAAGUUGGAGGACAUGCUGUGA